CAUCAAGCUUUCAUUUGGUCUGUCUUUGUUGUAGUAGUACCAUUUUAGUAGCGACUGGCGACCAAUAUCAUGCCUGAAAAGUUCUCAACUGUUGCUCGGACUGUUUGCGCUACCUGAGAGGACGAGAAUGAAUAGCGCUGUUCAUCCAGGCCACGGCAGGAAGAGACGGCCUGAAGGCCUUCAGUGCCUUUCACAAGGGCUCAAUGGAUACGGAAAGCCCUCCGGGGGAGUUCGAGCCCCCCUUUACAGAAUCAAAUCCGUUCGUCAUAGUUGGCUGCUUAUGUGCUUAUGUUGCUUCGGCCUUUGCGCCACACUUUUGACCGCCACGGAUGUCGUUCAGCUGCGCUCUUCCAAAAGCCGCGCUGCGAUCAGAGUAAUAUUAUGAAAUAAGCAUCAACUGCUAGACAACGCAAAGCCGAACCUGGGCCCCGUUAGCUACCUUUGCGGAGUACAAUGUACAUCUACCUAUGUCCUAAGGUGCACAAUCAGACGGCGUC
Molecule: messenger RNA, 497 nt
Organism: Trematosphaeria pertusa
Lineage: Eukaryota; Fungi; Ascomycota; Dothideomycetes; Pleosporales; Trematosphaeriaceae
Exons: 1
Coding region: 128-385 (85 amino acids)
Source: RefSeq, a predicted model, not a curated record